Messenger RNA from Solea solea (common sole), 1803 nucleotides. Its product is annotated as MKRN2 opposite strand protein-like. The transcript is spliced from 4 exons. The record is from RefSeq and is a predicted model, not a curated record. Lineage: Eukaryota; Metazoa; Chordata; Actinopteri; Pleuronectiformes; Soleidae. The coding region runs from base 647 to 1291 and encodes 214 amino acids.
AAUUAAGUCUUAGUUGAUAAAACGACGAUAGUAGCUGAGAUUAACCAAACUUCACAUGGUUAACAGACAGGAACCUUUUAUCUUUACAGGAAGUUAAUGAUAAAACUUUGUUUUAUCUGUUUUACAGUUCACACGCACACACACACGUUCGACUUCAUGACUUGAGGGGACAUUGCAUUGAUUUACAUUAAUUUCCUGGAGAUUUACCCUGACCUCAACCAUAAUUACUAGUGGUUUAAUCCUAAUCCUAAUCCUAACCUUAAAACAUAUCUUCACCUUAAAAUGUAGUCAUUUACGUUAUGGGGACUCUUUGUCCCGACAAGGAAGACUAGUCCCCAUAAUGUGACUGUGUACAGGUUUAGGUCCCCACAACAUUAGUAAUACCUGGACACACACACAGGUAACUUCAGAACACGUCCACUCCCAGUUUCCAUGACGAUGUUCUUAACACGGUCCAAAGGUCACCAGUUCAGACUGAAGGAGCUCCAGGUGAGUCUGGUCACAUGACCGUCUGUCUGACAGUGGCUACAAUGUGAUAGGCUGCAUGUGAGCAUGUGAUGUCAUCAAAUAGGUUGUAACCUGGCAACUGGGUGUAACAAUGUAACAGAGAAGAAGAGAACGAGUGAGAGGAGCAACAGAAGAGAAGAUGGAGGAGAUGGAGAGCAGUGUGAUCCGACUGAGUCACUGUCAGAAGAACAUCUUCUGUUUCUCUGUGCCGGAGCGGUGUCCAAGCUGUGGAGACGAGCUGAGGGGGAGCAGACUGCAGGAGGCGCCAGUCAGCCUCCCCUCCCCCUUCACUAAUGGACACAAGAGCUCGUGCUGCCUGUUGAUCGCACCUGCACACGACAACCUGCACAGAGACUUUGAUGGAACGUCAGAUCUUCACACCGGCAUCUCCAGCACUCAAGGCCUUGUGUAUAACUACACUCAGAGUGGUGUCCGUAGAGAUCAGAGUGGGUGGGAGCACUGCGUCAGUGUUCCUCUGGUCCGACCAGACAUGUUCCACCUGAUGGAUCAGUGGGACCAGUACCUGGGUCGCUUCUCUGAAGGACCUAUGUGGGACCCUGUCUGGCACAGGUUUAAUGAGGACAACCAUAACUGCUUCAGUUUCUGUCUGAACUUUAUUAACAGCGUCCUGGCGGUGGAGGGGCGGAGCUCUCUCAGCAGAGAUGCCUUCACUCACAAUUUCAUCUUGCCGAGGAUGAGGAGGGUGUCUAAGUUCACCACACUAUACCAGCACAUCCAGAGACAGCAGUACUAUGUGGUGGACGGACAGGAGGACAGACAAUAAAGACAGGGGUUAAGGAGGAAGAGAAUGAUGGACAACUUCAAACUUUGAACUGUAGAGGGCAGCACUGCACCUCCUACAGUACAACCUGCAAAAGACAGACAAGAGGACAGACAGAAGAGACAGGAGGACAAACAAUAACAUGUCUGUGUGUUUUUCUCUGUUAUAUAUGAACGAGUGUUUUCUGUGUCACUGAACAUCUACAUACCUGUGAAUGAGUUAAUGAGUGAUCGUGUCAGUUUGUGUGAAUGAGUGAAUGUGUGAAUGACUGCGAGUGAUCGUGUCAGUGAUUGUGAAUGACUGUGUGAAUGUGUAAGUGAUCAUGUCAGUGUGUGUGAAUGACUGUGUGAGUGAUCAUGUCAGUGUGUGUGAAUGACUGUGUGAAUGUGUGAAUGACUGUGUGAUUGAUUGUGUCAGUGUGUGUGAAUGUGUGAAUGACUGUGUGAGUGAGUGAAUGUGUGAAUGACUGUGUGAGUGAUUGUCCAAAUUAGUAAAUAAAAUAAACAUGAACAGUU